This is a messenger RNA of Talaromyces atroroseus, 1761 nucleotides long. RefSeq lists its product as hypothetical. Bases 1 to 1761 code for a protein of 586 amino acids. The transcript has 2 exons. The record is from RefSeq and is a predicted model, not a curated record. NCBI's taxonomy places the organism in Eukaryota, Fungi, Ascomycota, Eurotiomycetes, Eurotiales, Trichocomaceae.
AUGCCUGGGCCGUUAUCAAGGUCGUCCGAUAACAAAUUCAACGGUCUGCGCGCCUUUUUUCCAAAGUCGAAAUCUCUACUCUUAUAUAUCAAUGAGGAAGCUUCCAUGAUGGGAGUUGCUCGCAGCUCUUCUUUGGGUGCUCAAUGUGCAUCAUGCCUUCAAGCCCAGCGACGCCGUUGCCUCCUGGCGCUAUCGCCACAGAGGGCCUUCUCGGUGUCGCCGCUUCGAAGAAACGAAAAAUCGAACCAUGGCCCUGAGAAUAGGGAGGAAGGGGCCAUGUCCCGCAGACUGUCAGAGAUGACAGAGGAUGCUCUUCUUCAAGGAGGACGAUCGGCGCGCAGGAAUAUACAGGAAGCGGGUUUCUCGGAAGGUUUGAAGCAGGAGCUGGAAGAGAAGAUCAAAGCCAGUACUUUUAAAAGCGAUAAUGCGGGGGCUUUCUCUAUAUUGAAUAUGCCGCGCAUUUCGCAGGCCAGCGCAGGAAAAGGCACUCGCGAGAAUGCAAUCGCAUCACCGUGGCGCGGGACUGAAAAUGUCGAAGAUACCACGCUCAGGAUGCUCGACGACUCGAAAAAGCCAAUGCGUGUCCCCUACCAAAUUCCAAAUCCAACAGCUCCCGUCAACGUGAAUCUACGGCCUGCGGCGAAAGUUCGCCACUCAACCGGCAGUCGUCUUGCCAGUGCCAGAGAUAAGACGCAAAUUUAUGCUCUCAGCCAGAGUACUGGCCUCUCAGACAAGGAGCGAGAGGAGGUUAAGAAGCAGCUUACUGCGCGCUUUGAAGCUGGUGCGCGACCGAUGCCGAUGUCAAUAAAUGGGCUGGCUUCACUGGCGAAUGAACGAAUCGAGGACGCUAUUGCGAAAGGGCAAUUUAAGAAUUUACCACGGGGGAAGGGCAAGCAUACAAAGACAGACCACAAUGCAAAUAGCGCUUUUAUCGAUACGACGGAGUAUUUCAUGAACAAGAUUAUCCAGAAGCAAGAGAUUGUUCCGCCGUGGAUAGAGAAGCAACAGGAUCUCGCUCGGGAGAUAGACCGCUUUCGACAGAGACUUCGGACAGAAUGGCGAAGACACGCAGCAAGGCUGAUUUCGAGUCAUGGGGGCUCAUUAGAGGACCAGCGGAGAAGGGCGCGAGGCUACGCUGCAGCAGAGGCACGGUUGAUACAAAGGAGAAAAGCAGAAUUUUCCAUUGCGUCCUCUAACGCAGAAGAUGCUAUCUUGAGCAGCCUUUCUCAAAUCAGCCACGAUGGCCGAAUUUCCAGUGGAUUUGCACAACCUUCUGUCGGUGUUGUAUCAAAUACAGCUCCAAUGAAAGCCGAAGCCGAAGCCGCCAAACCUCCCGAGUCCUUGUCUUAUGCAGAUGAAUCACUCCCACAUUUACCUCCACUUCGUGACCCGGAAUACAUGACUAAUGAAAGCGGCUGGCACAAAUUACAAGUUAAAGCUAUCAACGAUCUCACGCGGUCAUACAACCUCCAGGCGCCCCAGCUGGCACAGAAACCGUACUUGAAUCUCGAGCGCGAGUUGAAUGCAUGUUACGCAGAUGUGGCACCCUCACUGGCAGACGAGAUUACUACGCGGGCAACGGGACGGGUUGGGACUCGGCAGGUGACGAGCACCAAACGCCAAAGCCUCGGUGGUCUUGUAGAGGAUAUGCUGCAGACAAAUCAGCGAGUACGACUGUACGAAGAGGACCGGUCUAAAGCUUAUGGUUUCAAAGAACUCUGGAGAGACAUUUGGAAAAGAGGGGAGAAGAAGAUGACCUAA